UAAUUGGCAUUGAAAAGCAUAGAGUGCAAAAAAAAGUGAAAACAGACCAACCACCUGGUCUUCCGGUAACACUCCGGCCGGAAUCCACGUUUCCGGCCAGCAUCCACUAUUCUUUGAUCGAUCAUUUUCUUUUAUAUGGAUCCGAACAAGAAGGAUGUUAAAGGUAAAUACGAGUCGUCAAGUAGCGGUUUGUAUUGGACUAAUGAAAGACAUGUUCAUUUCCUCAACUCCAUUGAGGCUUCCUUUGUUCGAGCCAUGCUGGAGAACAAUAACGCAGCCCCAAUUCUUCCGCUUGACCGUCAUUUGCCUGACAGUACAGAUUCAACCCUUGAUACCCCUAAAGAAAGACGACGUAGAUUUUCUACAUCAGACAUCAAGAUGAGCAGCGGAAGCAGAAUAGAUGUUGAGAAGAAAACUAGAAGAAUGUCAUCCAACAUAUCCUCACAAGAUCAGGUAGUCCCACAAUACAAGCAUGGAAGAGGAGAUAAGGAUGCUGACGGUCACUCUGACGUUCCUUUCAGUUAAAAAUAUUUUAAGGCACAAAAUAUCUUUGCGAUUUGUAGAGUUCGAGAAAGACUCGCACCUUAAAAGUAAUCUAAGGCAUAGAAUGUCGUCUUAUAUUAAGAAAAUCUUGAAAAAAAACGUAUCUAAGAAAUGCAAUUUUUUUCACUUAAUUAGGCAAUGUAAAAUGAUUAACUAUUUUAAAAAUCACCCCUUAAGUUUAUUUUUCUUACUUCAGAUUUAUAUCUUUCUUUAUAAAUGUAUGUUGUGAAUAGAAAAUGAUCUUUAUCUUUCAAUUCAUUAAUCUUACUUC
Molecule: messenger RNA, 814 nt
Organism: Capsicum annuum
Lineage: Eukaryota; Viridiplantae; Streptophyta; Magnoliopsida; Solanales; Solanaceae
Exons: 3
Coding region: 136-525 (129 amino acids)
Biological process (GO): response to cold; regulation of circadian rhythm
Source: RefSeq, a predicted model, not a curated record